Molecule: messenger RNA, 808 nt
Organism: Canariomyces notabilis
Lineage: Eukaryota; Fungi; Ascomycota; Sordariomycetes; Sordariales; Chaetomiaceae
Exons: 2
Coding region: 180-743 (187 amino acids)
Source: RefSeq, a predicted model, not a curated record
GUAGCGUUCUUGGACGAUUAUCAACGUUAGGUAACGGUAGGUAAUUAGACCUCCGCUCGCAGGAGUCGAGCUUUUGGCAAGCAAUCCCAUUUGCACCACCUGCAGUACGGACAGCAGCAGCAAGCCAUUGUCUACAUAGUUAGUAGCUGUGUGAUGGAGAGUUGAGAUCGGCCGGUGGCAUGGGCUCGGGAUCGUUUUGUGUGAUGGAAUUUGACUUGGGACUUGGAACAACAUCCACACUGACUGAUCGAAACAGGGGCCUCUUGCCUGGUCGCUGCUUCGCAAAGCACAGCUGCCUCAAUCGUGAUUCGCGACGACGAUCGGAUAAGCUCCACUUGCCACGCUAUGCUCGCAUAGAUAAGGUAGUCACAACCGGGUAUUCUUAUCCGCAGAUGCACCGCAGGGACUCGGCCAAAGUUGAGGAUUGCAAUUUGAAAGGAGCUCGUACACGAGGUAGUGCACUGUGUGUAUUGCGCAUCUUCGUCGGCUUUCUCAAGGCUGCCAGGCACGGAUUGGCGCAGGCAUUGGCAAUCAUGCUCAUACCUAGCGGAUUUGGGAUGGCAAGAUGCGUAUACUACGAAGCAUGCCGCUGCCGCUGCCGCUGCCGCUGCUCUUUCCUAUGGCAUACUACUAAGGAUGCUGACUGGUCAAAACAUGGCCGACAGCAUGGAGCUGAACAUCUCCCUUCGAAACAUGGGAAAAUUUCGGUUGCUCUGCACUAUCAGGUAGCCCGGUGCUAUUAACAAGACCAGCCUCUCUGUCUUCACCACUACAUCUCAACUCGUGAUGAAGAGGCGUGAACAGUGGU